Manis pentadactyla (Chinese pangolin) is the source of this 2912-nucleotide messenger RNA. It is a transcript of the gene SET, whose product is annotated as SET nuclear proto-oncogene. Gene Ontology annotation, biological process: nucleosome assembly. Gene Ontology annotation, molecular function: histone binding; chromatin binding. The transcript is spliced from 8 exons. The record is from RefSeq and is a predicted model, not a curated record. Lineage: Eukaryota; Metazoa; Chordata; Mammalia; Pholidota; Manidae. The coding region runs from base 307 to 1140 and encodes 277 amino acids. Gene Ontology annotation, cellular component: nucleus; chromatin.
CGAGCUGGACCGCGGGGCGUGAGUGAGGGAGCCGAGCCGCCCGCCUGCCCGCCGCCGCCUCCCCUCCGUAAGCAGGAGCCCGGGCCGGGGCCCGGCACGUCGCCGCAGCCCCUCCCUCGUCGUCAGGCCGCGAGGGCAUCGCGCGCGAGCCAGGGGGAGGGAGAGCGAGCGAGCCAGCGCCGGGAGGAGGCGGCCGGACCGAGCGAGCGCCCGCGCGUGUGGCGUGAGGGGAAGCCGCCGCCCGCCCCCUUCGCCUUCCCUUCUCUCCCCCUCCCCGCUCCCCCCCCCCGACCGCGAAGCAGCACCAUGUCGGCGCCGGCGGCCAAAGUCAGUAAAAAGGAGCUCAACUCCAACCACGACGGGGCCGACGAGACCUCAGAAAAAGAACAGCAAGAAGCAAUUGAACAUAUUGAUGAAGUACAAAAUGAAAUAGACAGACUUAAUGAACAAGCCAGUGAGGAGAUUUUGAAAGUAGAACAGAAAUAUAACAAACUCCGCCAACCAUUUUUUCAGAAGAGGUCGGAAUUGAUCGCCAAAAUACCCAAUUUUUGGGUAACAACAUUUGUCAACCAUCCACAAGUGUCUGCACUGCUUGGGGAGGAGGAUGAAGAGGCGCUGCAUUAUUUGACAAGAGUUGAAGUGACAGAAUUUGAAGAUAUUAAAUCAGGUUACAGAAUAGAUUUUUAUUUUGAUGAAAACCCUUACUUCGAAAAUAAAGUUCUCUCCAAAGAAUUUCAUCUGAAUGAGAGUGGUGAUCCAUCUUCAAAGUCCACUGAAAUCAAAUGGAAAUCUGGAAAGGAUUUGACGAAACGUUCAAGUCAAACACAGAAUAAAGCCAGUAGGAAGAGACAGCACGAGGAACCAGAGAGCUUCUUUACCUGGUUUACUGACCAUUCUGACGCAGGUGCAGAUGAGUUAGGAGAAGUCAUCAAAGAUGAUAUUUGGCCAAAUCCAUUGCAGUACUACUUGGUUCCUGACAUGGAUGAUGAAGAAGGGGAAGGAGAAGAUGAUGAUGAUGACGAUGAAGAAGAAGAAGGAUUGGAAGAUAUUGACGAGGAAGGGGAUGAGGAUGAAGGUGAAGAAGAUGAAGAUGAUGAUGAGGGGGAGGAAGGAGAGGAGGAUGAAGGAGAAGAUGACUGAUGGAACACUGAUGGAGUCCAACCCUUUUUAAUUUUCUCCAGUCCCUGGGAGCAAGUUGCAGUCUUCUUUUUUUUUUUCCCCCUCCUCUUGUGCUCAGUCGCCCUGUUUUCUGAGGUCUCUUUUCUCUCCUUUAUACCAUGGUUUGCAACUUAUUUUGGGGGGAAAUACCUUGAGCAGAAUACAGUGGGAAAAGAAUCUCUACCCCUUUCUGUUCCAGAUUCAUUUUUAUCCCUUCCUGUCUCAACAAAAACUUUCUGGAAUCAACACCACCGUGCUCUGUGGGAAAAAAGAAAAACCUUCUGCUCCCUUAGCUCUGCUGGAAGCUGGAGGGUGCUAGGCCCCUGUGUAGUAGUGCAUAGAAUUCUAGCUUUUUCCUCCUUUCUCUGUAUAUCGGGCUCAGAGAUUACACUGUGUCUCUAUGUGAAUAUGGACAGUUAGCAUUUACCAACAUGUAUCUGUCUACUUUCUCUUGUUUAAAAAAAGAAAAAAACACUUAAAAAAAAGGGGUUAUAGAAGGUCAGCAGAGGGUGGGUUUGAGAUGUUUGGGUGGGUUAAGUGGGCAUUUUGACAACAUGGCUUCUCCUUUGGCAUGUUUAAUUGUGAUGUUUAACGGACAUCCUUGCAGUUUAAGAUGACACUUUUAAAAUAAAAUUCUCUCUUAAUGAUGACUUGAGCCCUGCCACUCGAUGGGAGAAUCAGCAGAACCUGUAGGAUCUCAUUUGGAAUUGACAUUCUCUAUUGUAAUUUUGUUCCUGUUUAUUUUUAAAUUCUCUUUUUGUUUCACUGGAAAGGAAAGAUGAUGCUCAGUUUUAAACAUUAAAAGUGUACAAGUUGCUUUGUUACAAUAAAACUAAAUGUGUACACAAAGGAUUUGAUGCUUUUCUCUCAGAACAGAUGUAUUUAAUAUGACUUCCAAGUUUGACUUGUAUAACAUAUUGUCAAACUUUGUCAUCCUAACUCCGUAUUUUUUGAUACGCACUUUGCAGAAUGACCUCAGGGCUAUGUGGAUUUGAGUAAAGGGAUUGAAUCAAUGUAUUAAUGUCUCCAUAGCUGGGAACCAUCUUGGGUACAAUUUGCCAUCAGUUUCUGAAAGUUGUCAUGUCAUUAAGGUCAGCAGAUUGCUCAACACUCAGUUCUGAGUAUAUUGUACCCUUGAUUUUGUAUCUCAAGUUGGCAUUUAAAAAAAUGGGCCUUUAUUUACCUGGAUAAAAUAAUAGUGCCUGCCACCACCAUCAGACAGACCUGGUGCUUAAUGCCGAGUUAAACACGGGACAACUGCUGGCAUGUCUUCCUUGACACUAUAAAAUGUGGCCAAGAAGACAGACUAAAGAAGUCCGUAUUGGUGGUAAGAAACUCAGGAGUACUUAACGUCUCUAAGUACCAGCUAUUUAGCAUAGAGCUCUCAAAUGAGACCGUCUUGUGUGGAUCUGAGUGAGGUGAUGGCCUCUGCUCUGGUAAAUGCCAUUGUGCAUAAAAGAACAUUUUGAGAAGCUACCUAAUGCAUAAGCUUUUUAAUGCUGUAAAAUAUAGUAGCUACAAUUAAAUGCCACUUAACUUUUUUCAGAGAUGAAUUAAUGAACAGCCUAGUCAAAUUCAAAGCUUUUUGAUGUAUAAAACUUUAUAGAUGGAAUUAUUCCAUCAAUAGGCAAAGUGUAAUGGAAACCUGUCUAGAUGGAUAGUAUGUAAUUUCUGCACAGGUCUCUGUUUAGUAAAUAACAUCACUGUAUACCGGUCAGGAAUCUUACUCCAAUAAAGGAACAUAAAGAUGUUUA